AUGAAUCCUGCAACCCCUUUCACCUCGAGCAUUGUUAGCUUCUAUCUAUCUAUCUAUCUAUCUAUCUAUCUAUCUAUCUAUCUAACUCGACUACUAUGGGAAAUGUUCAAACGAGUUACAUUUCUCCAAACAACCAAACCAGACCUUCAACACCAGAGCCCUUCUCUUUUCCCUUUCAUAUACACGAGAGUGUCGGGAAGCCCUCCGCCGCUGGCAAACCAGACAGCUGCUUGCAACAGAACAUCUUGGUUCAAGUUUUCUGUCACGUGCUGUCAAAGACAGCGACCCUUUUGUGCAAAACACCCACCAUCAGCAUCAUUUCCGUUGCAACAGCCAUCGACACCUUUCUCCCCUGGAGAAUAUUCUCCAUCUUUGAAACACUUUUCCGCCUUCUUCUGCAUGAAGCCGUUCCUGUUUUCGUUGAUAUCCGAUUUUAAUUCCUUCGCAUUCUCUUUUUCCUUCCGCUCCAUCUCUCCCAACCCCUCUCUCUCUCUCUCUCUCUCUCUCUCUUUUUCUCUCUCUCUCACUCACUCUCUCUCUUUGUCGGUCUCUUUUCUCCUUCUUUCUUUAUUUUAUAUGACAUUCAUUAUUCAUUCACUUUUUCUUUCUCACUACCUUCCCUCUCUCUUCCACUUUUCCACUCUUUCUCUAUUUUUCUCGAUUUCUCAUUGGUUCAUUAUUCAUUCCAUUUACCAUCUUUUUCCUUUCCUUUCUUUUUUAUUCUCUCUUAACAUUUCAUUCUUUUCUUUCUUUCUAUCUGUCUUUUUUCCUUUCCUUUCUUUUUUAUUCUCUCUUAACAUUGGCUUUUUCGCUUUCAUUUGUUCUUUGCUUUUUUACAUAUUUCUCUUUUUCUCUCUUUCUUUAAUUUGGUUUAAUAUAUCAGGUUUCGUUUAUUUCAUUUCGUUUUCUUUCUUUCUUUCUUUCUUUCUUUCUUUCUUUCUUUCUUUCUUUCUUUUCCUCAUUGUCUUCCCUUUCCUAUAUUUCUUUUCUUCGUUACUUUCCUGUUCUUUCUUUCUUCUUUUUUUCCCUGUUGGCUUUCUUUUUCUUGUUGUCUUCCCAUUCCUUUAUUUCCCUCUUUUCUUUCCUUUUUUCUUUUCUUUUUUUUCUUUCCUUUUUUCUUUCCUUUUUUUCUUUCUUUCUUAUUUGUUACCGAUUUCUCUCGAAAUUUGA
Acanthosepion pharaonis is the source of this 1170-nucleotide messenger RNA. NCBI's taxonomy places the organism in Eukaryota, Metazoa, Mollusca, Cephalopoda, Sepiida, Sepiidae. The record is from the annotation of a GenBank genome assembly.